CUCCUCCUUCCGUGCUCCAUUCCGGGCUCGCUCCUCCGCGCUGCGUCCUCCUCAAGCCCUCUCCUCCCACCACUCCGCCGGCGGGAACCACCGCUCGCACGUGACGAAAUGGAAGCAGCACCUGCCAUCCGCACAUCCUCGGCCUCUUCCGUAGCAUCGAGACCCAGCCGCCUCCUCGCAGGCCCAUCCUCCGGGCACGCCCGGGCGCUCGCGGCACUGCCUCCGCCCCGCGCCGUCGCCUCCUCCCGCGCGCCGCUGGUAGUCUCCAGCCCGCCCCCUACCGCGCCCGCGUACGCCAAGGUCGACCGCUCCGGCCGGUUCUGCAGCCCCCGCGCCGCCCGGGAGCUCGCGCUGAUGAUUUCCUAUGCGGCGUGCCUGGAGGGCACCGACGUCGUCCGGCUCUUCGACCGCAGGAUCAGCGCGAGGCGAGAGCCCGGGUUUGUUUUUGACAAGGCGUGCUUGCUGAGCUACAACCAUAUGAGCUUCGGCGGGGGACCUCUCGAGGUUGGGACGGAGGAGGAGGCUGAGAAGCUGACCAGUCAGAACGAGAAGGAUUCAGCCAACGAAGCAGAAGUUCUUUCAGCUCCUCCAAAGCUUGUUUACAACAACUUUGUUCUACGGUUGUCCAGGGAACUUUUAGUGGCUGUUGCUGGUGGAUGGGAUAAACAUGUUGAUAUCAUCAACAAAAUAACUCCCCAGACUUGGAAGGAUGAGCCUGUGGCAAGGAUACUUGAGCUCUGCAUUCUUCAUAUUGCUAUGGCAGAGAUGACAUCAAAAGGAACACCUCACAAAGUUGUCAUUAAUGAGGCAGUAGAUCUGGCGAAGAGAUUUUGCGACGGCGGUGCUCCUCGGGUAAUCAAUGGAUGCCUUCGAACAUUUGUAAAGGAUCACUUCGACAUUACAGGCACCAGUCAGGCAGCUGAGACAAAAGCGUGAAGUUUUUUGCAUAUACCAUGUAUCGUACAUCAGAAAGGUGGCUGAAGUAACAUAAGUAUGGAGGAAAACCUUGCUCUCUUCAGACAAAACUCCUUCAUCGAAGAUUGGAUGUUUAACCUGAGAGGAGGCAAACGGGGGGAGGGGGGGGGGGGGGGAGGGGGGCACGUCGAGAGCCAGUAAAAGCUUCAGUCUGCGAUUGGGUGAAACAUACUGAGCUUUAAGCUAAUGAUGUAGAUUCAGCUGAAGCUACUGAAAGGUUACAGCUUCUGACAGCUUUUAGUCCUGCUGAUCAUUGUGAUCCACCGGAUAACACAUUAUGUACAAACCUGAAUUACCUGAUGUGAAUGUAAGUUAUGGUUCCAGAUGCU
Phragmites australis (common reed) is the source of this 1304-nucleotide messenger RNA. RefSeq lists its product as uncharacterized. The record is from RefSeq and is a predicted model, not a curated record. Lineage: Eukaryota; Viridiplantae; Streptophyta; Magnoliopsida; Poales; Poaceae. The transcript has 7 exons. Gene Ontology annotation, cellular component: chloroplast. Bases 109 to 936 code for a protein of 275 amino acids. Gene Ontology annotation, biological process: DNA-templated transcription termination; regulation of DNA-templated transcription. Gene Ontology annotation, molecular function: RNA binding.